Molecule: messenger RNA, 3008 nt
Organism: Anneissia japonica
Lineage: Eukaryota; Metazoa; Echinodermata; Crinoidea; Comatulida; Comatulidae
Product: serine/threonine-protein kinase RIO2-like
Exons: 11
Coding region: 281-2398 (705 amino acids)
Biological process (GO): maturation of SSU-rRNA; protein phosphorylation
Cellular component (GO): nucleus; preribosome, small subunit precursor; cytosol
Molecular function (GO): protein serine/threonine kinase activity; ATP binding
Source: RefSeq, a predicted model, not a curated record
CUGUAAGUUAAUGUCCGGGAGAUCGAUAUGCACUUUUAGCGUCUUUGUAUUCAAUAUUAUUGAGAUCACAACAUUCAUCCACCAAAAUUAAAAACAAAACAAAACAAAUACUAAGAGCGCCCUCUGUAGCUAUAAUUGGUCGCGCACAACGUUUCACAACAACAUGAGGAGGAUCGAAGGAGCUGUGGGUGAGCCAUGUGUUGAAGAUAAACAGAUGAAGCUAUUAAAGGCUAGCUGAGUAUUACAAUUCAAAUUAUUACAUAUAUAAUACCUUUACAGUAUGGGAAAGCUGAAUGUAUCUAUGUUAAGAUACCUUUCAAAAGAGGAUUUCCGAGUUUUGACGGCAUUGGAGAUGGGAAUGAAAAAUCAUGAGAUUGUACCAUCUGAGCUAGUAGCCUCCAUUGCCAGCCUGAAGCAUGGUGGCUGCCACAAGAUCCUCAAGGAUCUUGUUGCCAAAAAGUUAGUUGCAUGGGAGCAUGGGAAGUGUCCAGGAUAUCGUCUGACAUACCCAGGAUAUGACUACCUCGCUCUAAAAGCCCUUGCUACGAGAGACAUCAUCACUUCCGUCGGGAAUCAGAUUGGAGUCGGCAAGGAGUCAGAUAUUUAUAUUGUUGCUGAUGAUGAAGAGGAACAGUUUGCAUUAAAAUUACACAGACUUGGGAGAACAUCCUUCCGAAAGUUGAAAGAAAAACGUGAUUACAUGGGGAAACGAAACCACGCUUCUUGGCUUUAUUUGUCCCGUCUGUCAGCUAUGAAGGAGUUUGCAUUUAUGAAAGCACUGUACGAUAAUGGUUUCCCCGUGCCAAGACCAGUGGACUUCAACAGACAUUGUGUAGUGAUGGAACUCAUAAAUGGAUACCCUUUAAAUCAAGUAUCUGACGUCAAAAGCCCAAGCAGCUUGUACAAUGACUUGAUGGAACUGAUCGUUAAACUGGCCAAUCAUGGAUUGAUCCACGGAGACUUCAACGAGUUUAAUAUUCUGAUUGACAGCAAUGAUAAGCCAACACUGAUUGACUUUCCCCAGAUGAUUUCAACGUCUCAUGCAAAUGCGGAAUGGUAUUUUGAUCGUGAUGUUCAAUGUGUCCGAGACUUCUUUAUCCGGAAGUUUGAUUAUGAAAGUGAACUACAUCCAACAUUUGCUGACAUUAGACGAGAAACCUCCUUAGACGUUGAUGUUUCAGCAAGUGGAUUCACAAAGGAAAUGCAGGCCUCUCUUGAAAAGGCCCAGUUGUCUCCUGAAGCUGCAGAAGAGAACAAAGAAGAUGAUGCAGCAUCAACGUCAAUCAAAGAGGAUGUGGAAUCAGAGAAAGAUGAAAAAGAAGAUAUAAGUACUGAUGAUGAGGAGGAGGUGGAUGCUGAUGAUGAAGGUGAUGAGGACGUCAAUGAUGAUGAAGAUUCUACCCAGGAACUAUUGAACACUAAACCAAGCAAACAAACGAACAUUAUUUCAAAAAAUCAAGGCGCAGAAUUAUUAGAAAACACAAGUUAUAGCAGAGAAGAGGAGCUGAAAACAGAAUUAAAUAAAGACAUUAGUGACAGCGAUGAAGAUUACGAUGCGGAUUUACAAGACUUAAGUUUAGAAAAUAAGAUGUACAAACCACACAGAAACAUUUCCAGUUUAACACAUGUGAACUCACACUCACGAACACGCAUGGAAAGUAACAGUUCAACAAAUUCACAUCAAGUUAUGGGGGAAGAUAUGGUGAAGGCAAAAGUGAAGAAGAGUUUACAAAAGAAAAAAGCAACCGAGAGGAGAAGGCGGAGGACAAAAGGCGAAGCUAAUUUAGUUACUGGGAAAAGGAGAGAAAAUGCAGAUACUAUUAAACAUAGUAUGGACUGGGCCCAGUUGUCUCCUGAAGCUGCAGAAGAGAACAAAGAAGAUGAUGGAGCAUCAACAUCAAUCAAAGAGGAUGUGGAAUCAGAGCAAGAUGAAAAAGAAGAUAUAAAUUCUACCCACAAACUAUUGAACACUAAACCAAGCAAACAAACGAACAUUAUUUCAAAAAAUCAAGAUGCAGAAUUAUUAGAAAACACAAGUUAUAGCAGAGAAGAAGAGCUGAAAACAGAAUUAAAUAAAGACAUUAGUGACAGCGAUGAAGAUUACGAUGCGGAUUUACAAGAUUUAAGUUUAGAAAAUAAGAUGUACAAACCACACAGAAACAUUUCCAGUUUAACACAUGUGAACUCACACUCACGAACCCGCAUGGAAAGUAACAGUUCAACAAAUUCACAUCAAAUUAUGGGGAAAGAGAUGGUGAAGGCAAAAGUGAAGAAGAGUUUACAGAAGAAAAAAGCAACCGAGAGGAGAAGGCGAAGGACAAAAGGCGAAGCUAAUUUAGUUACUGGGAAAAGGAGAGAAAAUGCAGAUACUAUUAAACAUAGUAUGGACUGGUUUUAACUUCUUAAAUAGACAGUGGCGGCGCAACAGUAUUUCUCCCCCUCCCCCAGAAAAUUUUCUUGUCACCAUCACCCCCAAAAAAGAAGAGAAACCAAAAUUUGUUGCGGAGGAAAAAAAAUUAUAUGUAUUUUCUAGAUAUUAGAAAAAAAAAAUCCAUUAUAUAAGCCUCUGAAACACCUAAAUUGCCAUUUUCUGGGGAUUCGUCCCGUGGACCACUUUCUACAACAUUUUAAUUGACGCCCGACCACUUUGCUCUCGUCGGGAACCAUGCCCCCCACCCCCAAAAUUGUACCAUGCCCUUAAUUUCCCCCCUCCUUUUCAGACACUGGCACCGCCACUGUAAAUAGACAAUAAUGGGUAUUAUACUUCCAAUAGAUUACAUUAUACUUUAUUUAUCCAACAUUAUACUUCCACUUUUAUACAAUUUGAAAGUAUUUUUACAGCCAGAAACCAGAUAAAUAACUAAUUUGUGCAUUAAAACACAAAUGUGUGUUUGCUUCACAUCUUCUGUCACAUGGUCUAUAAUAAUAAUAAUAAUGUAACGUUAUAAUUGUACAGUGCAAAAUACUGGUGCUUCGAUGUGCUUAACAUUAAAGAUUUUUAAAAAUAA